This is a messenger RNA of Daldinia loculata, 1421 nucleotides long. RefSeq lists its product as uncharacterized. The record is from RefSeq and is a predicted model, not a curated record. The transcript is spliced from 2 exons. NCBI's taxonomy places the organism in Eukaryota, Fungi, Ascomycota, Sordariomycetes, Xylariales, Hypoxylaceae. The coding region runs from base 386 to 1195 and encodes 269 amino acids.
AAGAGCUGCCAAUAAUUUAAUAUACAUGCCAAGAUGUUCUGAAUAAAGCCUCAUACCUAAAUCUUAAGACCAUUUACCUCAACACCGAUAGGAGGCUUAAUAUAAAUAUUAUGCCACGUGCGGGGAUGACAUGCAUUAAGUGCUUUCAGCUGAGGCCUUGGCUGCUAGUCUAAUAUUGAACGAAAAUGAUGCAUCGUUUAUUCUCGCCUCCCAACAAAGUAUCCCCCCUAGUAUGUGCACAAAAGUCCGCCGCUAUUCUGCUUUGAGAUGUUCUAUCGUCUCAUACUACCGAGAUAUCGGUCAUGAGGCGUAAACGCGAAUUCCUUCUUGUGCCCGGCCCUUGGGUAUUAUAAGUAAUAAAACUCCGAGAGGACCCCUCGGAGAAAUGACUUUAACAUUCGAUUCCAUCAUGCAGUCAGACCGUUCCGAUAUGGAGCACCGCGCAGCUGACUCUUUGUCGUUUGCCCAUCCCUUUCGUCCCACGCCCAAGGACGCCGAGGAGGUGCGCUCUAUUCUAGAACAUAAAGUACCGCCGGAACUUGCCAUUCAGAUAGUAUCCCUUGGGUACAACCCAUGGCUCGUGAAAUGGAAAGUCCACGAGCAGGAGUACUACGCCGACUACACGAAACCUAAUGCGGAACACUGUGUUGCGGGCUUAUAUCUCACCACCGAGUGCGUUCCCAACGAUGGACGCAGAGCCAUCCCACAACGCAUCAUCUUUCAGACGAGCGCAGCGUACCAAGGAUAUAUAGCUCACGACGGAAAGGAUGGCUUUCUCAACAGCCACACGCGGUUCGACGCCAGCAUUCUACGCCCCCUAUCUCCGAAAGUAGAGAGGAAGGGCCAGGAUAUGCCUCUUGAAGACGUCCUCCUGGAUACUUGGUGGGAUCCUAUGUCUGCCGCGGACGUUCUGAGGGAGAAAGGGUGGGACUUUGUGGCGGCCAAGGACGGGCGUAUUGAAUGGCGAGUGUGCAACAAUAGCGAGGCAUACAGCGAGUACCAGGACUACAAGGUUGAAUGGAGAAGGGGUAUUCAGACAGAGGCUGAGGACGAUGGGCCGAUAGGGAAAGGCGAGGGGUUUUUGGAGCUGUUAGAGCCGGGGUUCAUCGUCGUGCUUUGGGUCAGGACAGGGCUAAGAUGUUGGUGUAAUAAGGUUCGAGCAGCGACUAUUGAGAUUGAAUAUGAGCUACCGUAGGGGGCUUGCGAGUACAAUACCCAGUCUUAUAAGGUUGUUAGUUCUGUUAUUGUAUCUUGAUCCGGGGGAUUCAUGGUAUUAGCGAAGUCAUUCGAUUAUAGGUACCUAGGUAUAUUCGGAAUUGGUCUUAUUUCAAUACUCAUUAGCGGAGAAAUGCGUUUAUUUAAGCUUUAGGAUGCAUGAUACCUUUUUUUUAAAACAUAGUUCGAAUAGUGCUAUAGAACGG